GAAAAUAUGUCUAUUGUUGCCGCCCCUCGUUCACUGUAAAAAACAACAACACUAUACCUGCUAGCAUGCUUGAUAAAACGCAAAGCUGUAUUUUUCGUGCGCUUCCCAAUUUUGUCAAAUGUCUGCGUGGUAGGUACAGGUGCGCAGUUUCUUCACCAAAUCGAACGCAAAUGAGAUAUCGACGCGCCGAGGGCGGACAGGAUACCGAUCGUGGCCAGCGGCCAGGAGCCGGCCGACCGAGCACCGGCGGCGACGGCGUAAAAUCGUCCCUGUGAGCACACCCGUGCCUCCGUCCGCGGGUACGCACGCCCCGACCUUGGACGACCCAUGUGCGGGUCCAGCUAUAAAAGCGCACAGCACUGCGUCCAAAGCAAGCACUUCCCUUCAGUGGAACCGGACAAAACACGUCAACAUGCGCAUCCUGCUGCUGCUCGCCGCGGCCGUCGGCGCCGCCCUGGCCAUGCCGACCUCCCAUCCAGCCGGCGCUGGCGCCGCGGCGGAGCUGGCCGCGCCGGCCGACCACCCUCAGAAGGCCGCUGCUGCCCAGCCCGCCGACCCACAGACCCAGGCCGAGCACCUCGCCGAGACUGCGCCAGCCUCGGCGACUGCCGAGACGGCCGGACACGCCGCCGCCGAGACCCCUAAAGGCACGGAAGGCACUCCGGCCUCUGAGACUGCCGCACCCGAGUCUGUAGCCGAGCCGACAGCCGAGGCUGAUCAGACUGCUGAGGCCACCCAGACUGGUCAAACUACUAAGGCAGCUGAGGCUGCUGAGACUACUAGGGGAGCUGAGGCUGCUGAAGCUGCCAAAGGCGCUGAAGCUGCUGAGGGUGCCGAGGCUGCUGAGGGAGCCGAGGUUGCUGAGGGUGCCGAGGCUGCUGAGGGAGCCGAGGCUGCUGAGGGAGCUGAGACUGCUGAGGUUGCCGAAACUGCCGAGGCUGCUGAGGGAGCUGAGGCUGCCGAGGCUGUCGAGGCUGCUGAGGUCGCAGAGGUCACUGAAGCUGCUGAAGGAUCUGAAACUGCUGGAGCUGCUGAGGGAGCUGAGGCUGCUGAGGCUGCCCAAACUGCUGAGGUAGCUGAGGGAGCUGAAGCUGCCGAAGCUGCUGAGGGAGCUGAGGCUGUAGAGGCUGCCGAAACUGCUGAGGUAGCUGAGGGAGCUGAAGCUGCCGAAGGUGCUGAGGGAGCUGAGGCUGCUGAGGCUGCUGAAGCUGCCGAAACUGAGGUAGCUGAGGGAGCUGAAGCUGCCGAAGCUGCUGAGGGAGCUGAGGCUGCUGAGACUGCCGAAACUGCUGAGGUAGCUGAUGGAGCUGAAGCUGCCGAGGCUGCUGAGGGAGCUGAGGCUUCUGAGGGAGCUGAAGGAGCUGAGGCUGCUGAGGGUGCCGAAGGUGCAAGCGAGGCUGGGUCUGCUGAGGGGGCUGAGGGCGCCGAGGGUGCUUCCGAGACCGAGUCUGAGGCUGCUGAAGAGGGUGAGGCAUGAUGUGCUAGCUGGCACUACCUGACAUCAUCAGUAUCAAAGUCUGGGUCAGACAUCCUCAGGAUGCCGCCUGUCGGGAGCUCUGCCUCAGCGGCAGCUGUGAUUGUGUCGUACAAGUAGCUAGUUGUCAUGUGCGCUGUCUAUUCAGCCGAGUUCUGUGUGAAGUGGGAGUGCUUACCUAUAUGUAGUUGCCUGAUGGCUGUGAGGAGAAGAUCGCCACCACGGCGACAGUUCUCUGAAAGAGUGCAGGCAGCUCAGUUUAAUGGCUCUGUGUUUCUUUACUUUGAAAUAAAAGUUUAC
This is a messenger RNA of Amphibalanus amphitrite, 1774 nucleotides long. Its product is annotated as circumsporozoite protein-like. The transcript has 3 exons. The coding region runs from base 413 to 1477 and encodes 354 amino acids. Lineage: Eukaryota; Metazoa; Arthropoda; Thecostraca; Balanomorpha; Balanidae. The record is from RefSeq and is a predicted model, not a curated record.